AUGUUGUUCCCCAAGCUCGCUAUUCUUGCUUCCGCAGCCUCUCUGGCUACUGUUGCCAUUGCGGAAGAGACAUACGACGAGGUGGUUGAUGGCUACCGCUUCAUAAAAUCUGGACCUAAGGUGCUCAAGCCCAAAGAUAACUACGAGCUCGAGUUUGCCCGGUUCACUCUCAACCUUCUAAAGACGCGAAUCGGAGCAGACGGGCUCAUCGAGCUCUUGCAACCCGAUAUCAAGGAGGCCGACGCCUUCUGGCACGAUGUCGUUGAUCGUUCCACGGACAAAUGGGUUCCCACCGAUGGCAGAGCCGUGGCAUUCCUCCCCAACCUGACGGCAUACAGCUUCGCAGCCUGGAGUCAGAGCCCCUUCGCCGACAGAUCCAACAACGCCGCCAACCCAGAGCACUAUGUCAAGCGCACCACCAACCUCAAUGGAACCCUCCAGUCCGAAAUCUUGGAGGGCUGGGGCGGCGUCACAACCCACUUUUCCAUCUCCGACUACAGCAGCCCUCCCAACCGUGCCAAGCACCCGAUGCUUCGUGAGCUGCCAGAGUUCCCCUUCCAAGCCGCGGGUGACAAAGUUCUGCGCGAUGGUACCAACACCCGGUUUGGCGUGCUUCACAUCUCCGCCCGCGAUGUCCCUGGCGAGGAGUACGGCUCAGACAUUCCAGGAGUCGAUAUUUACGCAACUGUCUGGUAUGGCGACGGGGUCGAAGACGAGCAUAUCGAGGUCGAGCGCCAGCACAUCACUGUUGAAAUUAUCAACCAGUCCAUUCAAGCACAGAAGGAUAUUGCAAGUGGUGACUUCAAGCCUCCUGCCCUGCCGUCUGGCUCUUCUUCCAGGAGAUGGUUGGCAUAA
Molecule: messenger RNA, 855 nt
Organism: Clonostachys rhizophaga
Lineage: Eukaryota; Fungi; Ascomycota; Sordariomycetes; Hypocreales; Bionectriaceae
Source: the annotation of a GenBank genome assembly